UUUGUGGCGGAAAAAUAACUAACAAAACCGGCUCUCUCUCUCUCUCUCACCAAAGCUUAUCUUACGGGGAGAGCUCCUCUUCCAUGGCGACCUUAAGCUUCAACCCCGCCAGAAUCAGAACCCCAGCUCUUCACAUUCGCAAACUCAACCCCAGCUCGUCGCCAUCUUCACAGCCGAUCAAAACCGCGAACAGAUUCCCGCCCAAUUGCCGUAUCAAUCAACAACAACUACGUCGUUUUCUAUCGAAUUCUGUAUCGGAAAGCUCGGUUUCGGCGCCGGAAGAGGUGGAAGUUGACGAGGAAGAGGAUGACCCGACCUUGGAGUUGGCCUAUUUGGAUCCUGAUACCGAUACGGAGAGCAUUACGGAGUGGGAACUCGACUUCUGCUCCAGACCUAUUUUGGAUAUCAGAGGGAAGAAGGUGUGGGAGCUUGUAGCGUGUGAUAAUUCCCUCUCGCUUCAGUACACGAAGUAUUUUCCGAACAAUGUUAUUAACAGUAUUACUUUGAGGGACGCGAUUGCGUCGAUCAGUGAAGAGUUAGGGGUUCCAUUACCGGAGAAAAUCCGCUUCUUCAGGUCACAGAUGCAGACAAUCAUUACAAAAGCAUGCACCGAGCUUGGCAUAAAGCCCAUUCCUAGUAAAAGGUGCCUUUCCCUGCUUUUGUGGCUUGAAGAGCGGUACGAGACGGUUUAUACGCGUCAUCCAGGAUUUCAGAAAGGAUCUAAGCCCCUCCUUGCAUUAGACAAUCCAUUUCCAAUGGAACUUCCAGAAAAUCUUUUUGGGGAGAGGUGGGCAUUUGUCCAAUUGCCCUUUUCAGUUGUUCAAGAGGAAGUCUCAAACUUAAAGGCAACUUUUAUGUUCGGUUCCAGUCUUGAUCUGGAUUUACUGGGGAUCGAAAUCGACAAUAAGACAAUGAUUCCAGGGUUGUCUGUUGCAUCUUCACGAGCUCAACCACUGGCAGCUUGGAUGAAUGGAAUGGAAGUCUAUUCAGUCGAAGCUGAUACAUCUCGCUCUAGUUUGAUUCUAUCAGUCGGGAUCUCAACCCGUUAUGUCUAUGCAACCUAUAAAAAAACUCCAGUAGCAACUGCUGAAGCUGAAGCCUGGGAAGCAGCAAAAAAGGCUUGUGGAGGGUUGCAUUUUCUUGCCAUACAAGAUGACUUGGACUCAGAGGACUGUGUUGGAUUCUGGCUUCUACUAGACUUGCCGCCGCCGCCAGUAUAAUCAGUGAAGUACUUUUAAUUUUUCUCAUUUUAAGAAGGUAGGUAGUCGUAUAAAGCAUGCUAAAUUUUGUAACUUCAUUUCAUUGUUGUACAAACACUGCAUAAUACAGGAUGUGGUUUCCUUUUGGAAGAUGAGACUAUUGACCAAAGUCUUGAAGCUUGAGAAAUGAACUAAAAAAUGGAAUACAUUUUAGACA
Molecule: messenger RNA, 1416 nt
Organism: Momordica charantia (bitter melon)
Lineage: Eukaryota; Viridiplantae; Streptophyta; Magnoliopsida; Cucurbitales; Cucurbitaceae
Gene: ATAB2
Product: RNA binding protein
Molecular function (GO): RNA binding
Source: RefSeq, a predicted model, not a curated record